Molecule: messenger RNA, 1230 nt
Organism: Macrobrachium nipponense
Lineage: Eukaryota; Metazoa; Arthropoda; Malacostraca; Decapoda; Palaemonidae
Exons: 3
Coding region: 106-906 (266 amino acids)
Source: RefSeq, a predicted model, not a curated record
UCUCGUCUGAUCGAGUUUCAGUGACUGUGACAGAGAGCUAGAGAGAGACACGUAGAGAACGAGACCUACCCACACCAUCGUCUCUCUUCUCUGAAUGGGCGCAACAUGACCUUGAACUUUUUGGUUCACGCAGGCGCUGUUUCUUUCGGAUUUUUAACAGGAGUCUUCGACGAAAUCGAAGGAGGUCAUCGCUGCUUCGCCAUGCAACGAGAAGAUGCCCUCUGUGGUGGUGGUGGGCAGGGCAGGUUUCGCGCCCAUCACCGCCACCACCAGCUGUGCAUCGUCAGAAGGGGAACGCCCCCUCUACCGGAUAUCGUCGUGAGCAACACGCCCCCAGCCUCCCCCAUCAGGAGCAGCGCGACGCCCUGCCCUUACUUCUGCUUCCCCGAACCUUCCGCCAAAUCCCCGAAGGCCUCGUGCGAAGGGCACCUGCUUCCCAGAGGGCACCACCUUCCUCCCGACGAAGGAGGACCCCUCACGCCCCCUUCGACGCCCUCUGCGGUAGGACCGUCGGAAGAAGAAGGUGGCGCCGAUGAUUUCGGGAGGGGCAUAGGGCCGGGGCUUAUCCAUGGCGCCCUCGGAGGCAGCUGCCAUUUCCAUCGUCAUCACCACCGCCGGUGUCACCACCACAGAGAAUGCCCUAGACGCCCCUGCCGCUCUGCUGCUGCUGCUCACGCCCUUCGGCGGGUGCCCUGGGGAAGACCUUCGGAGGAGGAGCCCCGUCGGUGUCUCCGUCAGGUAGCAGAAGGAGGGGCGCACUGUCUGCGGUGUCUCGAGCUCACGAGGUCGCGGGAGGAGAGACGCCUUUGGAAGGGCGUCGGGCAUGACCUCAGGAAGUUGGCUGACCAUUUCCAGGAGGCUCAUUCGGAGAUGGAGAGGAAAGACGAGCGAACUGGCUCACCCUGACAUUGCUGGUUCCCGUGGCCCUCACCAGGUGUCUCUCUGCGUCCAUUCUAUGCCUUAUAAGAUGGAGAAUCUUUGACAGGCUCCAGUGAUCCCUUCCUCGCCAUUCGUGGCUCGUCGUCGUCGUUCCCUUUCGAGCACGACUUGGCGACCACUGCCAGGUUGUGUACGGCUUGGCCAAAGGGGAGGGAGGUUAAAUAAGACCCUCAGAGUCUUUCAAACACGUCUUUCAAGUACAAACUCCAAGUUCAACUGAUCUCAAGGAUGACUUUUGCACGUAUUUGUUGUAGUAUUGGAGGCGGACUUGUUUGUCAUUUUUUAUUUUUA